Molecule: messenger RNA, 780 nt
Organism: Medicago truncatula (barrel medic)
Lineage: Eukaryota; Viridiplantae; Streptophyta; Magnoliopsida; Fabales; Fabaceae
Exons: 1
Coding region: 273-527 (84 amino acids)
Source: RefSeq, a predicted model, not a curated record
AACCCACAAAACAAAAACCAUGUUCCCCUUUUUUUAUUUUCCCACCCACACGCACUCCACACAGCAUCUGGUUUUCCUCCCAAACUAAAUUAUUGUCACUUUUUCUAUCCCAACACUAUAUAUAUUAACACUACAACCUUAGCCUAUUUUCUACAUCACUACUACUACCUCAUCAACCAUUAAUCAAUAUCUCUUGUCAAAAACAACAAAAAAAAAAACAUUAAUCAAUAUCAAAUUGCUUAACACUACCUUUCUUCUUAACAAUUAAUACAAUGAGUUCAAGAAGCCAAGCAUGGAAAUGGAGUGUGGCAACAAGUGUUGGAGUGGUGGAGGCUUUGAAGGAUCAAGGAAUAUGCAGAUGGAACAGUGUUAUAAGAUCAGCACAACAGCAUUCUAAACAUAACAUGAGGUCUUUGUCUCAUGCCAACAACAAAAUUCCUUCCACAAAAUUGAGGGACGAGAAAUCCAAGCAGUCAGAGGAAUCUUUGAGAACUGUCAUGUUCUUGAGUUGCUGGGGUCCCAACUAAAGAAAGAAACAUUUUGAAUUAUGCAAAGGAAGAUCCAAUCAAACACAAGAGUUUUUGAUCAAGAUUAAUUGAGUUUGAAACAAGUGAAUGAAUCAUCCUCUUUAUUGCUUUGGAACUUGAAGUGGUCUUGGAAGUGAUUCAAUUUUUGCAUGGAUAGAAAUUUGUGUAUAUAUAGGAUUUACUAUUAUAUGAUAUGAUAUGAGAUGUAUUUUAUAUGGAGAUGACUCUUAUUAAGCUUUUAUUCAUGGAUUUA